Pomacea canaliculata is the source of this 2817-nucleotide messenger RNA. Its product is annotated as galectin-9-like. The record is from RefSeq and is a predicted model, not a curated record. The transcript is spliced from 11 exons. NCBI's taxonomy places the organism in Eukaryota, Metazoa, Mollusca, Gastropoda, Architaenioglossa, Ampullariidae. Gene Ontology annotation, molecular function: carbohydrate binding. The coding region runs from base 139 to 1257 and encodes 372 amino acids.
UCCCCGCCACAUCAACUGACGCAUGCGCGCCGAAGGAAAGGGGCGGCCACUGCCAGUCAGCGUCGACAGCAGAAGACACAGGACAACUCGGCCCUCAGCUGGCAGGAGAGAGUGUAAUUUCCGCAUAUCGCUGCUAACAUGACAACUAUCAGUCCGGUGCACAUUCCAUACUCAGGCGGGAUUCCUGGAGGCGUCCACGAUGGCCUUGAGAUUCAAAUACAGGGAACAGUUCCACAUCACGCUCGCGAGGGAUUCAGCAUCAACCUGUGCCAGGGUGGCCGUAAGGAGCCCAACACAACUCUGCACUUCAAUCCCAGGCUUAACCAGAACUGCGUGGUUCUGAACCACAUGCAAAACGGGGCGUGGGGCUCAGAGGAGCGACGUAACCUCCCCUUCCAGAAGGGUGCUGCCUUCGAUCUGCACAUCAAAGUCAAGCCCCAGGUGUUAAAGAUCAAGAUCAAUGGCAGCCACUUCACCGACUUCGGCCACCGCAUGCCCAAAGAGACUGCGCAGUUUCUGUUAAUCGAAGGCGAGGUGGCCGUCUCCUUCAUUCGCUUCUCCGGACGCCAGGGCCAUGGCCACUCAGAAGACUGGCCCAAGGAAGUUGCUGGGCCUGCUGUGGCUGAACCCUUUGUGGGAGGGCGUAAAGCUUCUGGUAGAGGGCGCCACCAUCGUCCAUGGAAUGCAGGUUUUCCCAUGAUGCCUCAGCAGUUCCCAGGCGGCGGUGGUUUUGCCCAGCCAGGUAUGGAGUUUCAGCCCCCACCCUACAGCCCUUAUCCCAUGGGAGCAGUGCCUCCUCCUGCUGCUUAUCCUGGAGGUGCUCAGCCUAUUUAUAACCCUCCAGUUCCAUUCACUUCAGGCAUACCAGGUGGCCUGUCUCCAGGGCGCAUGAUCUACAUCAGUGGAAUACCAAACCAACACCCUUCAAGGUUCACCAUCAACCUGCAGAGUGACUAUGGUGCCACUGACGUGGCCCUGCACUUUGAUGUGCGUUUUAACUUUGGCGACAGCCGCAACGUGGUGGUGCGCAACCACUGCCAGCGAGGUCAGUGGGGCAGCGAGGAGCGUCAAGUCAACUACUUCCCCUUCAUGCCCAACGCUAACUUUGACCUCAUGAUUCUGGCCGAGCACAGCAGCUUUAAGGUGGCUGUAAACAACCAGCACUUUCUGGAGUUCCGCCACCGCCUGCCUAUCCACUCUGCAAGCAUCUUGUCUGUUUCUGGUGAUGUCAGACUCACGCAGGUCCGCUUCCAGUAAUGUCAUGGCUUCACUUCUGAUCGUGAAGGACAAAAAUCAAUCAACUCCCAGAACCUCAUGACACACUGAUGGAAGCAUAGUGUAUGUUUUGGUUAAAAGUGAUUGGUUUUCCCAGUUUCUAAUUUUUUGUUGUUUUCUCCAGUAUCUGUACUGUAUUGAUUGUUAUAUCUUUAAAAUUGUUGAAUUAAAAUUUGUUACGGAGAAGUUUCUGCUGUUGUUGAACAAAACUGUCUUAUUAGGCUUUACAGUUUACUAAUAUUACAAUUCUUUUUGUAUCCUGUGUAUUGUUUGUAUUACAUUAGCAUAGCCAGAGGUUUCAUGUAUAGGAAGAGGAGAAAAACAAGGAAAUAAGUAUUAACUGUUGUUAUAGAUUAUAAACUUUACUGUCUUUGUAUUUUGUUGUGGAGAAGACAAGAGGUUGAGAGAUGAAAAUGUUCUCAAAGGUGACUGUGUGCUCACUUCAGUCCUGAACAUUUAAAGAUAUUUAGUUUAAAAUGUUAUCUCUACUGUUAUCUCUAGUGUUAUCUCUAGUGUUAUCUCUAGUGUUUUUAUUAAAAUGUUAUCUCCAAGCUAGCUGAAGUUUUCAAGAGACUUAAAUUGUGGUUACUACUUGGGAUGAAUGAGAAUCUCAAGUUCACAGACAUUCAGUGAGUUUAAAGUAAGAAGUAAUGAAGUGUAGUGCAAUGAACACUUUAAAGCUAAGUGCAGGUCUAAAAAUAGCAAUUACAUACACAAUCAGGACUUCAUCGUGAGCUUGUUUGUACAGCUGUCACCAAACAUGCAGUUUGUUUAAUGGACAUCACGUCAGAUUUAAGAGGUGGAAGCUGUAGGCUUUUUGUUUCUUGUUACUAAUCUUGGUUGAUGUAGGUGGCAUUGUUACACCAUGUCUUCAAGGAUAUUCUUAGGUUAUGGAGUCCGCAAUGAUGGGACAUUUUCUGGAAUAUCUAUUCUAUAAGCUCAGUUAGAGAUUCUCUCUUUUAUCAUUGCCAUUAUUUUCUUAAUUCUUUUAUCUUUUUUAAUCACUAAUAUGAUCUUGGCUGAGAUGUGCAUCUUUUCUGGUCCAGUAUUGUUUGUAGUGUAAUAUUUUCAUUUUUGACAAGCUCCUGAAAAGGAAUUAUUUAUGAAUUUAACUACAAUAUGGGUUUGUUACUCAUUAUGGAUAUUGUUUUUUUUUCCUGGGGUUGUUGAACAUGACACAGAAAAGCUAACAAACUGUUAUGCAUGAGUAAUGAGUUUUUCCCAAAGACUGGGAUGACUCAAUUUUCUUGAUAACAGCGGCGAUAUGCACACAGUACUCUGAUCACAAAGUGAGAACACCCCUUUUUUUCAUAGCUGUGUCUGUCACAGCUGUGGAUGUCUGAUGAUUAUGAUGAUUGAAUGUUAUUUUUAAAGUUUCUUGAGAGAUUGCAUCUUUGAGUAAAGAAAACGCCUGUAUUGUGCAGACCUUUGUAAAACUUGUCUGCCAUUGUGACUAAGCACAAUGUUAUGAACACCUUUUGAUACAACUUUCCUACUUAGUGUUUGAUUAAACAGAGUGAUUAAAUGUUUUGCAAGACUUUU